GCGUUCCUGUUUCCUGUGGUACAGAAGGUACUCUGUGCGCACGAGGUGGGACAGAAAAGCCUUCCGCGCAACGUGUCACACACACCGGCUUCCCGUCGCUGCAGUGUGCUAACGCUAUAUUCCUCUUUUUGCGAGACAUCCCACAGUCACGCAGCCAAAGCACACGUGCCAACUUCAAAAACAUUAAACAUAUCAGACUAAUGGUCGACGCCCCUCAAGGAAUGCUGCAGUUCGUGGUGCAGAAGUCGAACAACUCCAGCGAGCUCAUGUGGAGCACACGCGUGCUAACGGUUGACGUGGCGAACCACAUCCUGUACCUGAGUCAGCGCCGCAACGUGAGCCAUAUCGAACACCACGUCAUGGUGGCGAUAAAGGAGGUGAAGUGGUGGCCGCACUAUAGCUGGUUCUUUCACUCCAACGCGUACAUCCUAGGAGACAGUGAGCUCACGUUUUGUGUGAAGGGCAGCACGCUUCACAGCGAUACCGCCUCGCCUUUCUCAUACAUUCUUCACCCACGCACUCGCCGCAUCACUGCGCAGGAGCACAGCGCACUGGAGCGAAGUGCUGCCGCGAUGGUGAGGGGUUUUCCUGUCAACAACAUAACCCCGUCAAGUAAAGUGCACUGCUCGGACGUGUGGAUGCUGCGAUGCAUGACGCGAGAGGACAUGGAGCCUUUGCUGGUCGCCUUUCAAAGCGCGGUGAUGAACCCGGGCAGUGUGAAGGGCACCGUUCACGUCGCACCACCCAUCUGCGGUGAGGAGCCGGUGGGGGAGUCGGCGGAGACGGCCAGGCUCAACGCGAGGUAG
Messenger RNA from Leptomonas pyrrhocoris, 806 nucleotides. RefSeq lists its product as hypothetical. The record is from RefSeq and is a predicted model, not a curated record. Lineage: Eukaryota; Euglenozoa; Kinetoplastea; Trypanosomatida; Trypanosomatidae. The transcript has a single exon. Bases 201 to 806 code for a protein of 201 amino acids.